Molecule: messenger RNA, 2107 nt
Organism: Psammomys obesus (fat sand rat)
Lineage: Eukaryota; Metazoa; Chordata; Mammalia; Rodentia; Muridae
Gene: Depdc1b
Product: DEP domain containing 1B
Exons: 11
Coding region: 1-1590 (529 amino acids)
Biological process (GO): intracellular signal transduction; positive regulation of Wnt signaling pathway
Source: RefSeq, a predicted model, not a curated record
AUGGAGCACCGCAUCGUGGGUCCCGGGCCGUACCGGGCCACCAGGCUGUGGAAUGAAACGGUGGAGCUUUUUCGUGCCAGGAUGCCAUUACGGAAGCAUCGAUGUCGAUUCAAGACUUACGAGCAUUGCUUUACUGCGGCUGAAGCUGUGGACUGGCUACAUGAACUUCUGAGGAACAGUCAAAACUUUGGACCCGAGGUAACUCGCAAACAGACAAUCCAGCUACUAAGAAAAUUCCUCAAGAAUCACGUUAUUGAAGACAUCAAGGGAAAAUGGGGCCAGGAGGAUUUUGAAGACAACCGUCACCUCUACAGAUUUCCUCCUUCCUCACCCCUGAAGCCAUACCCGAAGAAGCCCCUGUAUCACAGAGAUGUUAUUAAGUUUCCAGAAUGGAAUGAUCCCCCACCAGGCACUUCACAAGAGAACAUCCCAGUGAGGCCAAUCGUGAUGAAUUCUGAGAUGUGGUUCAAGCGCCACAGCAUCGCUAUCGGAGAGGUGCCAGCCUGCCGUCUAGUCCACCGCAGACAGCUGACCGAGGCCAAUGUGGAGGAGAUCUGGAAAUCCGCCACAUUGUCACAUUUACAGAAAAUCCUUGGCCUGGACUCCUUAGAAGAAGUUUUGAACAGCAAGCUUGUCAACGCCAAGUUCAUCAUCCACAAUGUGUACAGCGUCAGCAAGCAGGGCGUCGUCAUCUUGGAUGACAAGUCAAAAGAACUUCCUCAUUGGGUUCUGUCAGCUAUGAAGUGUUUGGCAAAUUGGCCCAACUGCACAGACUGGAAGCAGCCUAUGUACUCGGGGUUUGAAAAAGAUGUCUUCAAAACUAUAGCAGAUCACUAUGGUCAGCUGAAGGAACCUCUGCUGACGUUUCAUCUUUUCGAUGCUUUUGUCAGCGUACUAGGUUUGCUGCAGAGGGAGAAAGUGGCAGUUGAAGCGUUUCAGAUAUGCUGUCUCCUUCUGCCUCCCGAAAACAGGAGGAAGUUACAGCUGUUGAUGAGGAUGAUGGCAAGGAUCUGCUUAAACAAAGAGAUGCCCCCACUAUGUGAUGGCUUUGGCACCCGCACACUGAUGGUGCAGACGUUUUCCCGGUGCAUCUUGUGUUCUAAGGAUGAAGUAGACUUAGAUGAGUUGCUGGCUGCCCGCUUGGUGACAUUUCUGAUGGACAAUUACCAGGAGAUUCUGAAAGUUCCCCUGGCCCUGCAGACCUCCAUAGAGGAGCGAGUGGCCCACCUUCGAAGAGUCCAGAUAAAAUAUCCAGGAGCCGAUAUGGAUAUCACUCUGUCUGUACCUUCAUUUUGCCGCCAAAUUAGUCCUGAGGAGUUUGAGCACCAAAGGGCGUACGGCUCCCAGGAGCCACUGGCAGCCUUGUUGGAAGAAGUCAUAGCAGAUGCCAAACUCUCCCACAAGGAGAAGAAGAAGAAGCUGAAGCAGUUUCAGAAAUCUUACCCUGAAGUCUACCAGGAGCGGUUUCCUACACCAGAAAGUGAAGCACUUCUCUUUCCUGACAAACCCAAGGCCAAGCCACAGCUGUUCAUGUGGGCUCUCAGGAAGCCUUUCCAGCCAUUUCAGAGAACUCGAAGUUUCCGGAUGUGAUGCAGUGGCAGAGCUUUGCAGACCUCAGUGGUACGGGCAGCUCAGAGUCAGUUGAAGUUGAAGAUGCUGUAAUAAGCUUCUGAACUACGGAAUUUCAGAGGAAUCCUCAAAUUAUCGACUCCUCGAAUAUUGAGCCUUUAUCAGUGUUUUUUACAAAUCCUGAUGCUGUUUUUAGAGAUGUACAAGUCAGUGAAUGAUUCCAAGUUGAAUGUGUAAUGGUGAUGUUAACAGGCUUGGGAUUGUUACAAAAAGGUGAAGUGUUGCCUUCCUUCUAUUCGUUUUUUUCCAUGGUGUGUAAAGUCAUUGUGUGUGCUUCCUACUCAUGGACACCUUUGUGAAAGCCAAGCUCAAGAGUACUGUACAUACUUGAAUCAGAACAACACUGUGCUGUUACUGUGGUGCCGUCGACUUAGGCGCCAACUGUGAUUUCUCCUGUGUAAAUCCCAUGUUUUUUUAUGUCUUUGUUUUUGUUUUGUUAUUGUACAAAAGUACAAAAGUCCCAAUAUUUUGCAUUGUG